Messenger RNA from Syngnathus acus (greater pipefish), 3313 nucleotides. RefSeq names its product tektin 3 (gene tekt3). Gene Ontology annotation, cellular component: sperm flagellum; microtubule cytoskeleton; nucleus. Gene Ontology annotation, biological process: cilium movement involved in cell motility; cilium assembly. The transcript has 8 exons. The record is from RefSeq and is a predicted model, not a curated record. Bases 1038 to 2468 code for a protein of 476 amino acids. Lineage: Eukaryota; Metazoa; Chordata; Actinopteri; Syngnathiformes; Syngnathidae.
AUGUCGGCUUGAUCGAAAGCGCAGAAUGACUGGCUUGAAACAAAAUGGCCGACAUCCGAUUUGUUUUACGUCAGGCCUACGAAAAAACAUGUGGCUCAAGUCUAAAUAAGCAAGCAUGUGCAAAAAAACCAAUUGUUUGGCAGGUUUAAUGGACAUUACGGUUCCAUUUUUUCUUUCUUGUGUUACGAAAUAUCUCAAGAAGACUUUGGUGUAAAUGACCCGCAUUUUCAACAUUGUGUAACUCAACACAGACUAUGAUUGCAUGUCCUCUUCCUGCCGCAUGAAUUAUUCAACAGGUGAGUGUAAUCCAAACUGACAGCUUGGCGCUUUGCUUGCCAGCUCAGAUUGCUUGUCGUCGUCCCAUUCGACACAAAAAUAUUAGCGGAAAAAUAAAGUACUUUUCUACAAAGUAAACUACACCAGUCUUGCUAUGCAACUAGCCUAGCUUGUGGUAGCUAUUUUUACAUUUAAGGUAACUUCAACUCUAAAAUUAAAAGGCAGGACCAGCAUUUCCUCAAAAAGUGCGCCUAGUCUAACUUGUGGUAGUUAAACGUUGAAAUAGAGUAUAUGCAUUUAUUCAAUCCAAUUUAACAGACACUAGCAAACUUCACCCUCGACUGGUCACCAGUCAGUCUUUGGGCACAGACGAUCAUUCACACUCACAUUCUUUUCUCCGUUACCUCAAUGUAGUGUAAGUCAACAAUUGUACUUGGCACCUGAUGUCCCGAGUUGUGGGAAUUUGAUUCUAUAUUGUAUUGUAGAUUUUUAAGUGAAACGUGUCAUUUUACACUCAGAGGCUCUUUAGCUUCUUUUAUUGACAAAGUAAAAGCACCUGCUCAGCAUGAAAGCUGCCCACAGGGGAGGGCAGCGGUAACCCACGGCAACCAGCAUUGUGUCAACAGAAAUCUUGGACAGACCGCUUGACGCUGCCAUUGGUUGGCCUGACCAAUGAAUGACUUGCACGCUUAGAAUACAGCAAUGAAUUAUGCAAGUGGCAUCACCUUGUGGAGGACUUGAGCUCAUUUGCAGUUUUAGGCAUGGAGAUGCCAGCCUCAUAUGGUCGACCCAAGACGGGCCACUUCCUACCCGCUAUCUCCGCCAUGGGGUUGAGCUACCGAAACACUCAACCUGCCAGCCACAGCGCCAACCAGUGGAGAACCAACAGCUACUACAAGAACGAAGGCACCGUCCCUACUUUACAGCGAAGCAUCCCAGAUCUGAUCCGCACAGAUACCAUGUUCUACCCAUCCAACCGGAGCACGAUGAGCACUCGUUACACACCGGAUGACUGGUUCAAGUCCAACCAGGGCAACUACCGCCAGUCGGAGGCAUCUCGCAACAGUGCAGAGCGGCUCCGGCGUGACACAAUGCGUCUGAUCCAGGACAAGGAGCAGCUGACGCGCCGCAUGCAAGAGAACACCAGCAAGGACAUCGGCGAGCGCCUCAACGACAUUGCCUUCUGGCGCUCGGAACUGAACCACGAGGUGGACAAUGUGGCGGGAGAGACAGCGGCACUGGCCGAGGUCAAGCGACGGCUGGAGAGGGCCUUGGCUGAGACCGAACGACCCCUUCAGGUGUCCCAGGAAUGUCUGUACCACCGCGAGAAGCGCAUGGCUAUCGACCUGGUCCACGACGACGUUGAGAAAGACCUCAUCAAGGAAGUUGAGGUAAUAAAGUCCUGUCAGACUAGGAUGAGGCAACAUCUGGAGAGAGCCACAGCCCAGCUAGCGUUAAACCGUGAGGCGCAGCACGAACUGGAACGAGACCUGAGCAACAAAGUGAUGGCGCAAAGGAUAGACGACCGCUGCCAUAAUCUGAGGAACACUUCGGAUGGCAUCGGCUUCUUCCGCGGAAUCGAACGCCUUGACCCCUCGGUCUCACUGCCGGAGUCGUGGUCCAAGUUCACCGACAACAACGUUCUGCGCUCGCAGAGCCAGCGUGCCGCCUCGCGCAAACUUCGCGACGAGAUCGAAGUGCUGCUCAGCGCCACCUCCAGCGAAAUGUGGAGUCAGUUCAACAAUGUCAACGUGUCCUUCACCGGUCGCGUGGCACAGACGGCCGACGCUCGCAACAGCCUUCAGGCCCAUCUCGCCAAGACCAUGCAGGAGAUCUACCAGACGGAGAUGGUGAUAGAGUCCCUGAAAAAGGCUCUGCGGGACAAAGAGAGUCCAUUGAAGGUGGCUCAGACCAGGCUGGAAGAGCGCACCCGCCGGCCCAACGUGGAGCUCUGCAGGGACAACCCGUACCACAGGUUGGUGGAGGAGGUUCGAGAGAUUGAGGACACCAUCCGCAAGCUGCAGGAGAGGCUGCUCGAAGCCGAGGGCAGCCUCCAGUCUCUGCUGAGGACCAAAGUCACGUUGGAGCAUGACCUCUCUAUCAAGGCCAACUCACUCUUCCUGGACCAGGAGAAGUGCAUGAGCAUACGCAAGACCUUCCCCAGCGUACCGCGACUCACGGGAUACACUUGAGCAAUAUUAGUUUACAGUCAAUUACAAGGUGUGGGAGGUCAUUGCAUGAUAAUAAAUAACAUGUGAGUGUUAUUACUUUUGUGUGAGUUCCUGGACUGGAAUGCAAGACCCCAAAAAAGCCUAAUAGUAUGUUAUGCGUGAAACACCAGUAGAUGAAAUAAAAACAGGAAAACAAAGUUGGAGUUGUCGCCACCACCAUUGUGAGCAUUGACGGACUUAACGUCACACCUUAUCCAUGUAUUUUGGCUACUGCUAAUGGACUAUAAAAAUUGCAUGUUUAUCACUCGUGUAGGAACAUACUCUUUCACAUUUGUGAUCUUAAUCUGACCAGAGUGUCACCUCAUGGUCAAGGCCAACAUGUAUACACGUAAACACUCACACGCAUCUAUCAGCAGCUUUACGAUGACUCGGCACUUCGCUUCGAAUGGCGACGCCGCAAUCGGCCCCGCCCGCACACCGGUUCACGCCGACCUAUCGGGGCCUAUCCACGCCGUGAUUGAGUCGCCGCCACCGCCCUGAGCGUGGGGCAGGGUUUGCGGACAGUUGCAGCAUACUAAUGCUUUUAAAAUCAAUAGAUGAGCAGGCACAAAUCUAAAUGCGCAGGCGUGGUUCGCCAUUUGUGACACUGGAGGGAGCGACUGUACUGAUAAAACUGAGAACUGUGUGUGUGUGUGUUUUGCCAUUGUAUUUCUGCGUGUUUGUGUGCCGCUUGCACUUUGCUUUGGGUGUAAUUUUUUACAGCCUCUCUGUUACCGUGCUGUGCAAACAACACCGGGAGCUACAUGGCGUCCUCAGCGCGUGUGUGUUUAAUAGAGGUGUGUCUACAUGCACACGCAGAAACAUUC